GUACUGCUGACGAUCAUUCAGUGACUGAAUGUCGUAGUGACAGGUAGUCGAGUAACAACGUCGCUUACUACGGAUUAAAAACUUGAGUCAUCAGUGACCGCUGACUCAGUGUGGCGCGCGUUCAUAGUGAUGUUUGGCAAUAAUACAGUGGAAUUUUAGUCUCCGUGUAAUGCACGCAAUGAGUGAUCCUGCAGCAUUAGCUGGCAUGCUCCCCUUUGAUUCUAUCGGACUGUACGAACAGCCAAAGCCGCGGUUUAUUUUCAAAAUGCCGCGUGUUGUCCCUGAUCAAAAAGCCAAGUUCGAAUCAGACGAUCUCUUCAAAAGACUGAGCCGGGAGAGUGAGGUGAGGUACACCGGUUAUCGGGACCGCCCCCCAGAGGAGCGUCAGAUGCGCUUCAUGAGUGGAUGCCGUGAGGGACAUACGGAGAUCGCAUUUACUGCUACUGGCACCAACUUACAGCUGGUGUUCGACCAUUCUCCUUAUAACAAUCGUGGAUGUGACUUCCAAAAAGAAAACGGAAAGGCACACAUCGUAUCGCGAUUUAUAAUGAACGGCGUCUGCGUGAGAUGGCGCGGUUGGAUUGACCUGGAACGAUUGGACGGAGCUGGCUGUCUGGAGCUAGACGAAGAACGAGCGGCUAUUGAAGACGCGGCACUUCGUGAUCAAAUUGAACGAUAUAAUCAGCGGCUGCGGGAUUUUGAAGACAAGCAGCGAGCGUACCGUGAGCACGGCGAGGAGUUGCGCGCCCAUUCGCACGUGCACGCACAGCGCUGCCACCAGCCGCGCCAACCGCCGCACGCCGCCCAUCCUGCUCAUCCACACCCGCACCCGGUGCACAUUAAGCCACACUCACAAGGCGCACUUAUUUCAUAAAUUUCAAUCAAAUACCCCUUAAAGUAAACAUGCAACACUUGCAUUGAACAUACCUAUUAAUAAUUAAAAUGAUCUCUCCGUUGAGCUCCAAACAUUAUUGAAUACAUGUAUUAUCAUUGAUGUACGAGUAGGAUAUAUACCAGUAUAAACUAUUUUCAAUAAUAGUUUUACUUAAUACUACAAAAAUGUUCAUCGAAAGAAUUUUAUUUCAUUAUUUAAAUGGAAAUGUAUUUAUAAUCAUAUAAAUUGGGUAUUUUGUUCUUUAUUUAGAUGUAUCAUGGUUAUUUUUAGAUUUGUAAAGUGUUCUUGAAAUAAAUGAAGAAACAAUAGUUUAGGUGAGUAGAUCUAUUUUGGCUUAGCUUGAGUAUAAAAAAUCUUCUUUAUGACACCUUUCUAUAGGAACAUGAUAUGCCAUAAUGGCAGAAGAAACCACGUCAUACGCCAAAAAGAUAUCUAUAAAUUUAUUGUAGUAGUUACAUCGAUUGAAUUCUUACGUGAUUUCAUAAUAUAUGUUAUUGUUUACUGGGUAAUGUAGCUAAUAGGUAAAUCAUUUAGGUGCAAUUAAAAGCUACUUAGUAAAAUAGUAAUACGUAAUAAGUUUUGUACAAAUUUCUCUUUUUAUUUCUUAAGUAGGUAUUUGUAAAAUUUCUAUAAAAAAUGUCAUAGGAAAUAAGGUGUAAUGUAUUAAUAAUAUUAUGUUAUAAUAUUUGUACGUUGGAAAUAUUUUUUCGUUUGAAAAUGCCACUUAAUCGUUGAAUCAGAAACUCCGUAAGUUUCUAAUGUAAGUUUCUUUUAAAAAUAUAUUUUGUUUUAAUUGUAGUAAAUGUUAUUUAAUUUUUAGUUUACAUGACAUACAAAUUAUUAUUGAUUGUGAUUGUAACAUAAACAAGCCAGAAAACAUUAAAAUCUUUCUGAUUACUUA
Manduca sexta (tobacco hornworm) is the source of this 1796-nucleotide messenger RNA. RefSeq names its product protein big brother. Gene Ontology annotation, molecular function: transcription coactivator activity; sequence-specific DNA binding. The record is from RefSeq and is a predicted model, not a curated record. NCBI's taxonomy places the organism in Eukaryota, Metazoa, Arthropoda, Insecta, Lepidoptera, Sphingidae. Gene Ontology annotation, cellular component: core-binding factor complex; nucleus. The coding region runs from base 170 to 874 and encodes 234 amino acids. Gene Ontology annotation, biological process: regulation of transcription by RNA polymerase II. The transcript is spliced from 3 exons.